AGUUGGUAGGAGCAAUUUAGAAGAGUUUGCACGUCACCUAACACUAACAGAGUCUUCACACAAAAUGAAUGAGAACGAAAAACCAUUCAAAACCUAAACUCAUCCCCUUGGCAAUACCCAUGACUUAUUAAUUAUUAUCACCCACAAAGAGAGCCUAACUAAACUCAAGAAAACAAGAAGCUUAUGAAAGCACAAAACUGUAUAAAUACAAGGUUUAGCCUAAAACACCUAAAACCAUCCAUCUUUUCUCUUCACAUCUCACAUGUACUAGCAGAAGGCAGAAGAUAGCUGGCAUGGAGAGAGUCAAGAUUCUUACUUUAACAUUGUUUGUAGCUUCCCUAAUAUUUGUGCCCAAGAUGGAGGCACAGCGUAUAUUCCCACCUCCCCGCCCUCUUUGUGCUUCACAAUUUGCGCUUGCUAACUAUGCAUGUGCAUUGCUGCCCUUCACUCCAACUCCCCAUCCGACACCGCCCUCCCCUCCCCCCUCUUCUCCCCCCGAUGAUGAUGGAGGUGAGGAACACGAACACGAACACGAACAUGAGCAUGGGCAUGGACAUGGGCACGGACACGGGCACGGGCAUAGACACGGUCAUAAUAGGCACAGGCAUGGGGGGCACCAUGAACCCGAACCCUCACCUGCAGAAGAUAAUUGUUGUAGAUGGUUGACCCAGCUGGAUAAUGAGUGUGUGUGUGAGUUGCUGGUGCACCUGCCUACAUUCCUCCUUAAGCCUACCCAUGCCUACACUGUAGCUGUCGGGGAAUUCUGUCGUGUUACCUACACAUGCGGAACUCCGAUCAGGAUAAAGGUCUGAAUAAAACAUCUUACCACCUUGUGAAGCCCGGCGGUAUUCAUCAGAGUACGGAGAAUUUUAUUUAUAUAUGCUGCCUGCUAUGUUUAGUGUUAUGACAUUUAAAUGGUACGUAUGAGUGUAAUGCUGAAUCUUGUCAUAGUGUGGUGUUCGUUUAGCAGCUUAUAUUUCUAAUAAUUUUGAGUUUUCAACAUAGAUUUGAAGUUGUAGCAUGGAGAAGACGAACACAAGCUCAAUUACCCAUCAAUAUGAUUUCUAAUAAUGUAUUUAUAUAAAGACGAAAAUGGUUUUUACAGCUUCAG
This is a messenger RNA of Prunus avium (sweet cherry), 1111 nucleotides long. Lineage: Eukaryota; Viridiplantae; Streptophyta; Magnoliopsida; Rosales; Rosaceae. The record is from RefSeq and is a predicted model, not a curated record.